Messenger RNA from Coccomyxa subellipsoidea C-169, 1989 nucleotides. RefSeq names its product DEAD-domain-containing protein. Bases 1 to 1989 code for a protein of 662 amino acids. Lineage: Eukaryota; Viridiplantae; Chlorophyta; Trebouxiophyceae; Coccomyxaceae. Gene Ontology annotation, molecular function: RNA helicase activity; ATP binding; nucleic acid binding. The record is from RefSeq and is a predicted model, not a curated record. The transcript has 11 exons.
AUGUCCUCGGUUGUGUAUUUGCAGCCGUCAGGAAGGGCCGCUCCUGGGAAGGGCUCAAACGGCAGACCUGAGGCACACUCAGAGAGCAAGGACUCUGAUGAGUCAGAUGAAGAGGUCAGCGAUGAUGAGGAUGCGCCUCUGCCUGGCGAAAUAGACGAUGAUGACAGCGAUGUGGCAGAUGAGGACGCAGUUGACAUUGACAGCGAAGAGGAGGAUUUGCCAGAGGCAGAUGAUGAUGAUGAUGAUGCUGAAGAGUCCGAUGAGCAGGAGGAGCAGCAGAUAGAAGAAAGUGAGAGCGACGCCGAGGAUUUCUAUGCGCAGACCCCAGACGGCACUAAGUUCAGCGCCAGUGCCUUCAGCGACCUGCACCUGUCUCGCCCCCUGCUCAAGGCCUGCACUGCUCUGGGCUACAUCAACCCCACCCCAAUCCAGGCAGCUUGCAUCCCUCUGGCACUGGCGGGGCGAGACAUUUGUGGCAGUGCCAUCACAGGGUCUGGAAAGACUGCAGCGUUUGCACUGCCUCUCCUGGAGCGGUUGCUAUUCAGGAAUCGGAGGAUUGCGGCCACCUAUGGUCUGGUACUCACUCCCACGCGCGAGCUGGCCGUCCAGGUGCACAGCAUGAUCACCAAUUUGGCGCAGUUCACGGACAUCCGGAUUGCGCUGGUUGUGGGCGGCCUCUCUCUCCAAGUGCAGUCUGCCACGCUGCGUACCUCUCCUGAAGUCGUCGUUGCCACUCCGGGACGGCUAAUCGAUCAUUUGCGCAACACCCAGUCAGUGGGAUUGGAGGACCUGCAAGCACUGGUCCUGGACGAGGCCGACCGGCUGCUGCAGAUGGGUUUCUCAGAAGAGAUCAAGGAGGUGCUGCGGCUGACGCCGCGCAAGCGCCAGACGCUGCUGUUCAGCGCGACAAUGACGGAGGAGGUGCGCGAUCUGGCGGCGCUGUCGCUGCAGCGGCCGGUGCGGCUGGCGGCUGACGCGGCCGGCGCGGCGCCGCGGUCGUUGACUCAAGAGAUUGUGCGGUUCAAGGGGGCGGCCGGGCCAGCCGCUAGAGAGGGAACGCUGCUCGCCCUGUGCGCGCGCUCCUUCAGAUUGGGGCGGACCAUAGUGUUCUUCAGCACCAAGCACAGUGCCCACAGGGCCAAGAUCCUGUUCGGCCUGGCGGGGUUGCCGCCAGCCGCUGAGCUGCAUGGUAACAUGACGCAGGCCGCCCGCCUGGAAUCCCUGGAAAAGUUCAGAAAGGGCGAGGCGGCGUUCCUGCUGGCGACUGAUGUGGCGGCGCGAGGGCUGGACAUUCUGGGGGUGGAUGCGGUGAUAAACUACGACGCGCCCCCGGCCCUGUCUGCCUACCUGCACCGCAUCGGCCGCACCGCGCGCGCCGGCCGCGCCGGCCGUGCCGUCACCUUUGCCGACGACUCCACGCGCUCUCUCCUGAAGGACGUUGUGAAGAAGACGGGAGCCAAGCUGCUGAUCCGCUCCGUGCAGCCGGAGAUUGUUGCGCAGUGGACCCAGCGCAUCCAUUCCCUGGGCAGAGACAUCGCUCGCAUCGACCUGGCGGAGCGUGAGGAGAUGGAGCUGCGAAAGGCGGAGAUGGAGGCACAGAAGGCUGAGAACAUGGUGGCGCACGAGGCCGAGAUCGCCGCUCGGCCGCCGCGCACCUGGUUCCAGACUGCCAAGGAGAAGGUUGCGUCUGUAGACAGGUCUGCCCUCUCCACAGCUGCCCACUCCUUGCUUUGCAUUCAUUUGAUGAGCAGGAUCACUGCCGAAAUAUGUGUUUUGAUGAGCAGGACUCCCCGUCGAAACCAUGCAUUAUCCACAAGGGGUUGUCCACAGAGGAGGCCUGUAGCAGCACUGCUCUUUAUGCAGAUCCAUGCAUGCCUUGUCCCAGGUCGAGGGUCAAGCCCCUUCCGCUGGAGUGGCUUGGCAGGUUGGUUCAGUGAGGGAUUGAGAGUUUGUGCAGUUGCUUCAUCAUGCUUUCUCUCGGGAUGUUGA